AUGGGCACCGCCGCCGAUCCAUCCUCCAAAAGGCGGCUGAUGAGAACAACAGAUGAAGACGACGUCGUCGGUGGCUGCCGACGGGGAGCCGAGGACCGCAUCAGCGGCCUCUCAGACGAUCUCCUCCACAGCAUCCUGCUCCAGCUCCGGGACACCGCGGAGGCCGCGCGCACAAGCAUCCUCUCCCGCCGCUGGCGCCGCGUCUGGGCCUUCCUCCCCGAGCUCUCUUUCGGCUACGACGGAAGCGAGUCGGUGCCGGCGGCGGCGGCACAAGCGCACGACCGCGUCGACGACGCCCUGGCCGCCUACUCGGCGGCCACCGUGAACCUCCUCGAGAUCACGAUGCCGUACGCGUCGCCAACCGGCGGCGUUCACAUCCACACGGACCGCGCCGCUCCGUGGCUGCGCUUCGCCUCGGAACGCCUCACGGGCAAGCUGUCGCUCUCGCUGCCCUACGACGACGGGGCGCACGAGGAGGAGGAGCUCCUGCUUCCCCAGUGCGAGAGGGUUACUGCUAUAUACUUGGAUGUCACGUGCACCCUCCGGUUCCAGCUGCCACCGGCCGGCGGCGCGGUGUUCACGGCGCUGGCCACCCUCGAGAUAUCGAGCGCCGGCGUGGACGGCCGUGAGCUGGAACGCUUUCUGUCCACCUUCUGCCCACACCUGAAGGAGCUUGUGCUAAGCUGGAUCAGGAUCACCCUGCGAGAUGGAGAUGGAGAUGGAGAUCCUCCUGUCCUGUCCAUUCGAUCAGACUCACUGAGGCGUCUGGACACCAGUGCCAUGGGAUCAUUUAAAGGCGUGCUCAAGGUUGCCGCCCCGGAGCUCCGAUCUUUUUGUCCGUCGUCGUGCGGCCAGCGUGAUCUUGACAUCGCUGCCCCUAAACUCUCCGAGCUGCUCUGGAUCAGCCCUUGCUACGACCCGGCUCGCCACCGUUUCGCAGAAUCUGGGCGCCAUCUCCGGCGUCUUGUGACCUCAACCUCAAUCCGCCAUGCUGCAGUGGCGCUCAUGCGCCGAUUCGACAUUGUCGACGAGCUCAACUUUGAGGUCUCCAUUUCAGAGGUGCACCACCUGCCACACCCCACGUACUCCCUCCGUACCCAUAUUAGUUGUCGUUUUGGGUGA
Sorghum bicolor (sorghum) is the source of this 1122-nucleotide messenger RNA. RefSeq names its product F-box/LRR-repeat protein At5g35995. Bases 1 to 1122 code for a protein of 373 amino acids. NCBI's taxonomy places the organism in Eukaryota, Viridiplantae, Streptophyta, Magnoliopsida, Poales, Poaceae. The transcript has a single exon. The record is from RefSeq and is a predicted model, not a curated record. Gene Ontology annotation, molecular function: protein binding.